AUGCAUAAAAUUAAAUAGACUAAAUAGUGUGCUUAAUGUGAAGCUAUGGAUCCCUCAUAUUCAUUCGGAUGUUCAUAUUUAAUUUAUUGAUAGAAUGUGAACAUCAUUUCUGUAAGGACUGUUUCAAGCAGAUAUUAACCAAUACUGUGUAAUCUAAGAAAUCUAAAUUUUAAAUUAAGUGCCCCAUUGAUUCAUGCAAACACCAAAUCGACCUAAAAGAACUACUAAAAUAUUUGACAUUGCCGAAUACAUGUAAACGUUGUAAUUUAGAAUAAUCCUAUACUUGCGGUUAAUGUGUCGUAAGAGAGAUAGAGGAGAUAGCAAAAAUCAAUUAUUAUUCUAAAUUGCUAAAAUUUGAAACCCUAGUUAAUUUGGAAACAUAAAAAGAACUGAAUGAAGAAAUCUCAAAGCUUGAAUUAAUUUGUCCAGUUUGUAGAGAAUUCAAUUAAAUUCCAAUUAUAGUUUGUAUGUAAGGUCAUGAAAUUUGCAAAGAUUGUUAUUAUAAUAUUAGGAAUAUAGAAGAUGUGAGACAGGCAUGUCCAAUUUGUAAAUAAGAAUUAUUACAAGCACCUCCAAAUAGUUUGAGAGCAUAGGUGUUAAUAAAAAAUUUAAGUAUAAAAUGUCCUAAUGAUAAUUGCAAAUAGGUAGUCAAGUAUCCAGAAUUUGUUUAGAAUCAUUAUCGAAAUUGUAUUAGAUUUAUGUUACUAUUAAAUUAGGUUGCGAAUAAAAAAUAGAAUGCUAAGAUUGCCAUGAAAAGGUUGAGCAAUUAUUUUAAGAUAUUCAUCAUUCAAAUUAUUGUACAGGAAAUGUAUGUCCAUUUUAUUGUUCACGGAAGUUAGGAGUACUAAUUUACAUUAAGAUAAGGAACAUUAAACUAAUUUUAUUAUGGAGCAUAUAUAGUCGACAAUGAGAUAAAGCGAUGUUGCACAUUCAUUUUUGGUUCGUAUGCAAGUUAUUGAGAAAUUCUUAUUUAGAGGCUCGUUUGGCAGCUGUCCAUAAUGUGAAUUAUAGUAUGCAUGGUAAGUAGAUGUUAGAGGCAUCCAAUAGACAUUUUGUUUUUAUUGUUUUCAAUUUACAGGUUGA
Paramecium octaurelia is the source of this 1083-nucleotide messenger RNA. The record is from the annotation of a GenBank genome assembly. Lineage: Eukaryota; Ciliophora; Oligohymenophorea; Peniculida; Parameciidae.